GUUGAUGAGUUGCAGAACACGAUAGAGGAAGAACAUAGGAUUUUGGUUGAAGAGAUGAGGAAUGCAGUUGAUGAUCAUAGUAAGAGUGGGCUGGAAGAUGCUACUGGGGGUCUUGAAGCAAUGGCUGUGGAUUAGCGAGUGAUUUACGCCUAGACUCCUUGGCAUACUAAGGACAAGACUUUGGCCGGAUGACAAAUAGCUCCUACCAAUGUCUGUAUUUUACUUGGAAAAUUUCCAAACUUUUAAAGGCAUAUUGUAAAUUUAUGUCACUUUUUAUCAGAUGCCAAAUGUAGAUGUAAGUUCAAGGACCUGGCUACUUGGACCUCUAAUGUGCCUGAGAAUCAGCCUCUACUAAUUUUGAUAUUUCUUUCAGAAUUAUGAUAUCAUGUUGAUUCCAGUCCUAUAAAAUAUCAAUCAUUGAGCCCUCCUCUGUCCCCAACCCCUCCCCCCACCCAAUGCCCAAACUGUUCUCUUUCUUCCUUUUUGUGAUAAAGAUGGUAUUUGAUCAA
Nicotiana tabacum (common tobacco) is the source of this 509-nucleotide messenger RNA. The record is from RefSeq and is a predicted model, not a curated record. NCBI's taxonomy places the organism in Eukaryota, Viridiplantae, Streptophyta, Magnoliopsida, Solanales, Solanaceae.